Messenger RNA from Orbicella faveolata, 4288 nucleotides. RefSeq names its product conserved oligomeric Golgi complex subunit 3-like. Gene Ontology annotation, cellular component: cis-Golgi network; COG complex; membrane. Gene Ontology annotation, biological process: Golgi organization; intracellular protein transport; intra-Golgi vesicle-mediated transport. The record is from RefSeq and is a predicted model, not a curated record. Lineage: Eukaryota; Metazoa; Cnidaria; Anthozoa; Scleractinia; Merulinidae.
UUUUGUUUUUAUUGAGAAACCGCUUACCCUGAAAAAAUGCGGUCCAGUUAUCAAGACAACAAUGCACCUCGGUCCAAAGUGCCAACAUGGCGGCUCAAGUUGGAUUUUCGCCGUACUCUAACGAAAUAAGGGAGAAACUAAGCCUAUGGGACGUGAAGGAUUCCCCUCUGGCGCCAUUAUCGGAGAAGCAAAGAAACAGUGUACUUGAACUGACCACUGUAGCAGGAAACCGUCCGCUUUUAGAUGAGUUACCUGAAGAUGAUUGCACAAGUCUGCCACCCAAGAGGACCCUGAGUGAUACAAGUAAAGAAGCUGCUAUGGACAUGGCGAGAGUUGACUUGGGAUCAGAGAAGAUAGAAAAUGCUCAACAGUUUUUUGCCUGGUUUGCAAAUGUUGAGGCUCAAAUGGAAGAGGAGCAAGAAUCUUCUUACAGGUCAUAUGCUGCACAGUUGAGUUCAUAUCGUGAUCACUGUGACAGUAUUCUUAAAGAGGUGGAAUCAGCAUUGAACCAUCUGCAAGAUUUACAGCACAAACAUUUACUUGUAUCCACAAAAACUGGUGCUCUUCAUGAAGCUUGUGAACAACUUCUCCAGGAUCAGACAAAGUUGAUGAACAUGGCUGAAAGUAUCAGUAAUAAGUUGUCGUACUUCAAUGCAUUGGAUCAUCUCAGACACAAACUCAACUCACCCACUGUCUCAGUGACAAGUGAGGCAUUUGUUCCAAUGCUAGCCAGACUUGAUGAGUGUAUUUCAUUUAUAUCCAGCAAUCCUCAGUUUAAAGAGUCUCCAGUGUAUCUUGUUAGAUUCAAACAGUGCUUGAACCAAGCCCUGAAUCAGGUGAAAACACAUGUUGUGAACUUGCUGAAAAAUGCAACAGCACAAGUCUUAACAAACAAGGAGGGUGGAAACACUUCUGAGAAUUCCUUUGCACUGUUUUACGGAAAAUUCAGAACCUGUGCACCUCGAGUAAAGAGUUUGAUGGAACAAAUUGAACAAAGAAGUCACUUAAGCUCUGAGUACAGCUCCCUUCUCAGUGACUGUCAGCAUUGCUAUUUAUCCCAGCGUUCCCAGCUGCUCACCCCUUGUGUCAGUGAUGCCAUUGACAAACUGGCCAAGCAGUAUGAGAGAAACCCUUGCUCUCUAGUUCGUGCAGGAUGUUCAGUGUUAAUUCACGUUUGUCAAGAUGAAUACCAGUUAUAUUAUCACUUCUUCUCAAAGCCAAGUGCAGGCCUAGACUCAUUGUUAGAAAUCCUGUGCAGCACCUUGUAUGAUUCUCUGAGACCUGUUAUUAUUCAUAUGAACCACAUGGAAACCUUGACUGAACUCUGCACAAUAUUAAAGGUUGAGAUGAUUGAAGAUCAUGUACAACAGAAAGGUGAAGAGUUAGCUGCCUUUGAAGUUGUGGUUCUUCAGAUGUUGGAGGAUGUACAAGAAAGAUUAGUCUACAGGGCACAGGCAUACAUCGAGACUGACAUCCAGAAAUAUUCCCCAGCUCCGGGUGAUUUGGCAUACCCUGAAAAACUUGUUAUUGGGAUGACAGGUGAUGCUGACAAAGAGGAAAAACAAGCUGAAGGAGAAGAGAAGAAACCUGUGGAAUUGCCAGCAGCCCUGGCAGACCUGCAGGGUAUGUGGUACCCAACUGUCAGACGCACACUAGUUUGUCUCUCCAAACUUUACCGCUGUAUUUCGAAAGAGACGUUUGAAGGUUUGUCUCAAGAGGCUCUGUCCUUGUGCAUUCAGUCCCUUAAAACAGCAAGUGCACUUAUUACCCAGAGAAAGGAUGCCAUAAAUGGUCAUUUGUUCCUUAUAAAGCACCUACUGAUCCUCAGGGAGCAGAUUGCACCUUUUGAUGUAGAUUUUGCUGUCAAAGAAAUGUCACUAGAUUUCAGUAAGAUGAGGACAGCAGCCUAUGGCUUAUGGAGUCACAGCAACAGAUUGUUUGCCCUUAGUAGUAGCAAUGCUCUUCUGGAAUUCCUCUUGGAUGGUGCACCACAGCUGACAGAAAACUACUUGGAUUCAAAGAAGGAUGUUGACGUUGAACUCAGGAUUGUGUGUGAGCAGUUCAUCCAAAAUGUAUCAGAGUCACUUAUCUCCCCUCUGUCUGCAUUUCUGACAAAGGUUACAGUCAUUAAGAAUCUUGCAGAGGAAGAGAAAAAGGAUACUAAAGCAUUUCUCAAGCAGCAGCCUUUUACAAAACCAGAGAAUGUUCGCAAAGUUGUGAGUGAGACCUACAUGUUACUCAAGUCCAAACUGACCAGUACUUUACAGAGCAUGGCUUUGUUCCUGGCAAACAAAGACACAGAGUAUAUCCUGUUUAAACCUGUCAAGGCUAAAGUCCAAGAAUAUUACAAACAGAUGAAUGACUUGGUGACAGAGACAUACUCUGAGGAAGAUCAACAGAUUAUCGGAUGUCCAUCCAUUCAACAGGUGUCCCUUCUGUUGGCAGUAUCAUGAAUAAUAUCAAGUCACAAAAGUAUUAUUUUGAUAGCAUAGCUGUUAAAAUUAUAGCAUCCCAAAUAGGUAGCAGGGUCUUCAUUACUGCUGUUUUAGUUACGUUUUCAGAAGAUUGUGUGUACUUAUUUCUUGUAAUGUUAAGGUGUAUUCUAUCACAUGUUGAAUAGUUGAAAACUGUUGAUCACCACAUCUUUAUUUCAUCAGCUGAAAAGCCUGAAAUUGAAUGUGAAAUUAUCAGUUCAAACUCUUGACAAGCUUGUAGUCUUCAACAAGAGUUCAACUGCACUGAAAUAGUUAAAUUUGCUAAGAGACCACCAACAGAGUUCAUUUUGAAAUAGGAUAAUUAUAAUAUGGAAGGUUAUCAUGCAAAGCAUGUAAAAAAAAGGCUAUAGGUUAUUUAUUUCAGGUAGAACAGUUUGCUAAAGAGUGGAUUUGACAAUGGUCAAUGUAGUUAUUCUGGUAAUGGAAGAAUGCAUGAAAAGCUUGUUACUGAUGCCGGACUUGGCUCAUCAUUUGCAAACAUGUUUGUUGUACAAAAUUUGAGUGUAUGGUGUAAUAAUCACUUUUUGCCGAGACUAAAGGGGGAAUAUGGAGGUGCAAUGGCCUCAUGGUUAGUGCACUUGCCUCUGGAUCAAGUGGUCCAGGUUUGAUCCCUGGCCAGCGUCAUUGUGUUGUGUUCUUGGGUAAGACGUUUUACUCUCAAAGUGUCCCUCUCCAUCCAGCUGUACAAAUGGGUACUGGCUAAAUUAAUGCUGGGGGUAACCCUGUGAUGGACUUGCAUCUCAUCCAAGGGGGAAUAAAAAUACUCCUAGUCGCUUCAUGCUACAGAAACCAGAGAUAAGUGCUGGCCUGAUGGACCACUUGGCUGUAUGCAUACUUUAGUUACCUCAAAGGGGGACUCUCUCAGUUAACAAAUAUUAGUUGAUUGUACAGUGAGGGUAUCUUAUGAUGGCAAGGAUGAAUAUGGAUUGUAAUAUGAAAAAAUAUUCACAAGACAUUGAGCAACGAAGAGAGGAGUAAAAGUAUGAAAAAUAGUUCAUUUAUUCUAUAUGGAUUAAUUUCUACAAAUCUAUUGUUCUAGUGUUGAGUGAAAUUGUUUAACUUGUGAAACAUUGAUCCUGCAUUAAAAGGUGUUAAUUAUUCUUAAAAUCUGCCGCUAUCUUUACUUUGUUUCAAGCUUAACAUACUGAUGAAUUGAUUUACAUUUCACACGUUAAGUAACAUCACUCUUAUUAUACAGAAUAUUUGUAAAUUAUAAGGUGAAACUCUAUUUACAAUAUAACAUUUAGUAUUUAUAUGUCCAUUUCUAAAUACAUUUCAUGUAAAUAAAAGAGGUCUUGGAGCAUUACGUUUCACAUCCUGUUUAUGGUGCAAUUUUGUUUAUAGUACAUUUCUUUCAAUCUUUAGCCCAACCCCUAAUAUAGAACCAAAAUACAAUCAGUGGGAGAUUUUCAAUUACAAGAAUGCUACCUAAAACCUAUUACUGAGUACUUUCAUUGGAAAUUAUUGUUUCUAUUAUCACACAAAUCAAUUAAACUAACUAUACAAUUUUACAAACGGAUAUUUUUUUCUUGCCUGAAAAAACUUCACAAGUACCAAACAUCUUGAUUUUGUUUUUUGAAACCCAAACAAUAAUAAAAAAAAUAAUUAUUGGCAAAUACUAUUUUUUUAGCUGAUUUGAUUACAAAAAAAUUCUUCACAAAAUAGGAUACCAUUUAUAGUGAACCAAAAAAGUCUAACCACUAAUAUAGCAGCUAUUACAAUGCCACGAUUAUUUCUUUUCACAAUUCUUUAUGCUAAGAGAAGUUUGUUUAAAUUCUUGAAUGUAUGUGUUU